Homarus americanus (American lobster) is the source of this 414-nucleotide messenger RNA. RefSeq names its product conserved oligomeric Golgi complex subunit 4-like. Lineage: Eukaryota; Metazoa; Arthropoda; Malacostraca; Decapoda; Nephropidae. The annotation marks the transcript as partial. The transcript is spliced from 2 exons. The record is from RefSeq and is a predicted model, not a curated record.
CUCUUAAAUAUUAUAUUUCAGGCUGAUUUUGAGGCGUCCAUUGCACACAAGGCAGAACGUGAUAAACAGGAGGCAGCUUUUGAAGGGAAACUCUUACGUUCUCAACUGGUGUGCGACAUGGCUGUUAUAGUUGCUGAUUAUACUAUUUUGGAACAGUUUUAUCUUAAUGAGUCUUUCAAGAAGGCAUUAGCUAUGGACACUGUAGAGGAGACUGCUAAUACAUCUUCCUUAGUUGAUGAUGCAUUCUAUAUUGUGAAGAAAAGUGUAAGGCGAGCGAUAGCAUCAAACAGUGUUGAUGGUGUAUGUGCCAUGUUGAAUCAUGCUGUGACUCUGAUCGAGACCCAACUGGCAGAAGGAUUUAAACAAACUCUGCGCAAAGGAUUCCCUGCCCAGGGGUACUUGGACUUCAACCAG